CGGGCACGGAAAGGGACAGGCGGGGAAGUAAAAAAGUGAGCGUUUAGAGCAGAGGUGUAGAAAAUAGACUGUUAGCAGAACACUGAUUAAAACUGUUGAUCAAACUGAAGAUAUGGCAGAAAUAGAUAGAUCGGGGUCAUAUAACAGCUGACUGGGGUCGUACACAAAAAACUAAAACACUGGUAGCUUAAUGGAGUUAAAGCAGACAGACUGCUGGGUCAUAUACACGAUGGAGAAACAAGGCACAGAUCUAUCAGAGGUAUGGCCUCACAAGUUUUGGUGUACCCACCGUAUGUUUAUCAAACUCAGUCAAGUGCCUUUUGUAGCGUGAAGAAACUUAAAGUUGAACCAAGAAGUUGUGUGUACAAUAAAAGGAGCCACCCACGGACCAAUCUGAAUGCUAAAAACGUUGGAUUUGCACACCCAUCCAACAAGUGCAGGGCUCCUUUACAGACAAAGAAUCCAUCUGACCGACCUCGCCAUCAGACAACCACAACACAGGCUAGUGCAGUUGCUUUAAAACCCAACACAGGUACUUCUGGGGACCUGGCAGUGCAGGCGCUGCUAGCUCCAAAAGAGGUACCUUUAGCUGGGACACCAGACAGUGGGUCAGAUUUGUUGGAAACGCAUCAAAGAUGUGGACUGAAGCGUAAGAGUGAAGAGCUGGAAAACCAGAGUGACACCAUGCAGAUCGUUGAUGAGUUGUCUAUACUGCCAGCCAUGCUGCCGAACAAUGCCACAAACCAAGUGGCCGUUGUGGCAGCCACGGGGACCUCAAAGCCUAAUGGAGCUGCUGUGGAUGGAGACUAUCAGCUUGUACAGCAUGAGGUUUUGUGCUCAGUUAAAAAUACUUAUGAGGUGCUUGACUUUUUAGGUCGUGGAACCUUUGGACAGGUAGUCAAGUGCUGGAAAAGAGGGACGAAUGAAGUUGUGGCAGUAAAGAUAUUGAAAAAUCAUCCUUCGUAUGCACGACAAGGUCAGAUUGAGGUGGGCAUCCUUGCCAGACUGAGCAACGAGAAUGCAGAUGAAUUUAAUUUUGUUCGCGCUUAUGAAUGCUUUCAGCAUCGGAACCACACCUGCUUAGUAUUUGAGAUGUUGGAACAAAACUUAUAUGAUUUCUUGAAACAAAACAAAUUUAGUCCUCUGCCCCUAAAGGUUAUAAGGGCCAUCCUACAGCAGGUGGCUACUGCACUGAAGAAGCUCAAAAGUCUUGGUUUAAUUCAUGCUGACCUCAAACCAGAAAAUAUCAUGUUGGUGGAUCCUGUAAGACAGCCAUACCGGGUUAAAGUAAUAGACUUUGGUUCCGCCAGCCAUGUGUCGAAGACUGUUUGCUCUACCUACCUACAGUCUCGCUAUUACAGAGCUCCAGAGAUCAUUUUGGGGUUGCCGUUUUGCGAAGCCAUAGACAUGUGGUCUUUGGGCUGUGUGAUUGCAGAGCUGUUCCUUGGGUGGCCACUGUAUCCAGGAGCACUGGAGUAUGAUCAGAUUAGAUAUAUUUCCCAGACUCAAGGUGUACCCGGAGAACAGUUAUUAAACGUGGGUACUAAAACCUCUAGAUUCUUCUGUCGUGACCCAGAUGCUUCAUACCCUGGAUGGAAAUUAAAAACCUUAGAGGAGCAUGAAUCUGAAACCGGAAUGAAAUCGAAAGAAGCCAGAAAGUAUAUUUUCAAUAGUUUGGAUGACAUAGUGCAUGUGAACAUGGUGAUGGAUCUGGAUGGUAGUGACUUAUUGGCUGAGAAAGCAGAUAGGAGAGAAUUUGUCGGCCUGUUGAAGAAAAUGUUGUUGAUUGAUGCUGAUUUGAGAAUCAGUCCAGCUGACACCCUGAGCCACUCGUUUGUUACCAUGGCGCACCUCUUAGAUUUUCCCCACAGCAACCAUGUGAAAUCCUGUUUCCAUAUCAUGGAUGUUUGCAAGUCACGAUCUAACAUGGGUGAUAGCGCUAAUCGCAAUAAAACAUCUGUCAUGAGACCAGUCGUCUCAGCCAAUGUGACGGCUGGUUUUACCAAAAUUGGUACCGUUAGAGGUCAGGGUUUAACAUCAUCUGGUCAUUCAGUUAUACAUUCUGGCAUACCACUGCAGGCCGGAAGUGCUCCAUUUGGUUGUAACGAUGCGUUCCAGCAAACAUUGAUUCUGUGCCCCCCACCUCUUCAAGGAAUAGCACCAAACCAUGGGAAGCCUACAAGUUACUCAGUACGAGUGGACAACGCAGUUCCAUUGAUGACACAGGCCCCAGCAAUGCAGCCUUUACAGAUAAGACCCGGAGUCCUUACACAGCACACAUGGUCCAAUGGAACACAGCCUAUAUUGGUUCCCACCUGGCAACAGGUGACAACUGUGGCACCCACUGCUACUACAUUAGCCUCUGACACCAUGGCUGGUCCCCAAAGGCUUGGAGAAUGGGGGAAAGUGAUUCCUCAUGGUAACCCUUACAGUUCAAUGAUUCUGCAGCCUAUCUUAACCAACCAAAUUACAUUGUCUGCUCCUCAGCCUAUCAGUUUAGGCAUUGCACAUGUGGUGUGGCCCCAGCCUGCGGCUAGCAAGAGAAAUAAACUCUGCCAGAACAGGAGUAACACAAUGCAGGAUACUGUGGUCCACAGUUCAGCACAUACCUCUCCAAAGAUAUUAAAUAGCGCAAAGACCAGUGAGCAAGAAAGCUGUGCUUUACCCCAGGACAAUCAGAGGUCAGAGGGAAAGGAGCAGGACUCUAACAAAGCAUCAGAGGGGCCGGCCCCUGACUUUUCCAGCCAACAGAGGCAAACUAUAGUUAUUGCAGAUUCACCAAGCCCUGCAGUGAGCGUCAUCACCAUUAGCAGUGAUACAGAUGAUGAAGAUCCAUCACAAACUCAUUCGCUAAGAAAGUGUAAGGGCAGCUUGGAUUGCGAAGCCUGUCAGAGUACCUUGAAUAUUGAUCGUGUAUGUUCCUUGAGCAGCCCUGAUAGCACACUGAGUACGAGCUCUUCUGGGCAGUCAAGUCCGUCUCCUUGCAAAAGGCCCAACAGCAUGUCUGAUGAUGAACCAGAAAGCGGAUGUGACACAGUAGAUGGAUCUCCCAGCUCGGAUUCUUCCGGACAUGACAGCCCCUUUGUGAAGAGCAGCUUUGUUGGGGAAACAAAUCAGAAAAAUGAAACGAGGACCUCUGAUGACACAAAGAGCAAACCCACAGUGCGAACAGUGGUGGUGCCUCCCAUCCGCAUAGAAAACCACCGGCUUAACUCACAUAGAGCAUCAAACAAAGGUAGACAAGAUCCAGCUUGCCAUCCCUCAAUGAAAGGUCGAGCUGCACCAGGCAAGAUAAACCACCCUACAGCCUUGGGGAGCCGUCAGAAGAAACUUGCAUCAGCAUUCCAGCAACAGCCGCUGGGCUUUAACCAGGUACAGCACUUCGGUCACCAGGAAUGGAAUGGAAACUAUGGGCACAGAAGGCAGCAGACAUACAUGCCCCCAAGAAUUGCAAGCCACCCUUUCACCCUUCCACAUGGAAGCCCAAAUCACAGUGCAGUUCAUGCCCAUUUGGCUGGGAGUGCACACCUUGGAGGACAGCCUGCAGUCUUAUCGUACCCUCACUCUGCACAGCUUGGCACAGCUGCACCCGUAGCCCACCUUCUUGCCUCUUCAUGUACCUCAAGACCUAUUUUACAGCACCCAACCUACAAUCUCUCUCAUCCCAGUGGAAUCGUUCACCAGGUUGCAGUGGGCAUCAAUCCUCGUCUCUUACCUUCUCCUACAAUCCACCAGACUCAAUACAAACCAAUUUUCCCAUCACAUUCGUAUAUUGCGGCAUCUCCUGCGUACACAGGAUUUCCAAUGAGUCCAACAAAACUCAACCAAUAUCCAUACAUGUGAGAACAUGUAAAGGAAGCUCAAAGAUUCUUUAGAGAAAAAUAAAACGUAUAAAAGAAGAAACACACAUGGCUUUUAAUACAUUUUCGCCAUGGCACAAGAGAAAAAAAAUAUUUUUUCAAUCAUGUUAACUUGGGUGCAAUUUAAAAAACAAACAAACAAAAAAAACAAUCUUGAGCUUUAAAAAAAAAAAAAAAUCACUUUUAAUGUGUUUUGCACAUUUGGUAUAAAUUGUCUUUGGUCCUGUUAUCUUCUCUAGUAUCUUUAGACAGGUGACUUACAGGGGGGCGAAAGUCCAGUUUCGCCCCUGCUAUUUUUUUAUACAAUUGCCUUCUUACUAGUGCAAGACACGUCUACAUUAUGGAAGCCAUUCAGCAUACAGGUUUAGAGCAACUAAUGCACACAAUGUCAGCAGUACAGUGUAUCAGUAAGUCGUUUGUAUUCCGUAUGUCUUGGUGUUUCUGUGUCGGGUCACUUAGUUACACAGUUGUUCUUCACAUUGCAUGUGUCUUUUGCAUGGGCAGAAGAGAGAGUUGCCUAGACCUUGCUCUUAAAUGUUGUUGUCCUAAUAAUCUCAGCUGCAUUGUAAACUGUUCCCACACAUAGUGCCUUAAAUAUUUGAGGUUGUUAAUGUUACUACUAAGUAUAUUAAUGUCAAGUUCAGCACUUAAAUUUCACACCUGCUGGUAUAUAAAUAUCUAUUUUUUUGGAUAACUUGAGUAAUGCUCAGUUAGAUAUCUUUUUUUUGUGUGUGAUGAUUUUAGUUCUGAGUGUUUUGUUUCCUUACAACAGAAACAGCAUGUUUUGCUGUACAUGAAUUUUACUGUCUGUUUUUAAUCAGAAUGAACUAGUUCUAGCAAGCAUUGCAUAGACUAACUUGCUUUUGAUUGAGUUUAUUUUAGUAAUAACACAGGAACAACCCACCCUGGCUUGCACGUUCAGUAAUCCUACUGUUAACAGAAACUGCAAUAUAGUGGAUCUUUUUUUAUGGUGUUUGUCCCAUUGGAUGGAUCAUAGUAUAGUAUCUACUAGUCUAAGUAGGCAUGACAUUUAUUAUGGAAGAAAAGACAUUUAACCUUUUUCAGUCCUGGUAUGAUUUUUAUCCAUUGCUGUGCAAUGGCUUAGAAGGCCCUACCAGUACUUAUAAGGUUAACACUAUGCGAUAUGACCACAGCUUGGACAAACCAUGCAGUAUUUAAUGAAUUGUAUCUGAUAUAUUUACUCUAGAAGCUUGACAAGAUGUGAGUUUUGUGUGCAAUUUUAUUUUUAUUUUAUGCAUGUGUCAGAUUUUUUAGCUUUUUUCAUUAUCUGUGUUUUUAUUGUGUUGGGUGGUGACUGCUUAUUUAAAACAUUCCGUCAGGGACAUGAAAUUAUGUGCGUAUUUUAUUAUUAUUAUUAUUAUUAUUAAUUUUUCUUUCCUUCAGUUUUUAGAUUGUGCAUCUUUCAUAUCAAGUUGCUUUUGCAGCACCAAAGAAUUUUAAAUCAUCCAUUUCCUAUAAUGAAAUUAAAUGGUAGCUACUUUUUGCAUAGACCUAAAUUAUACUGUAGUAUAGUGACAGGCUUUAAGAAAUGGUAUUUACUAAUAUUUGUUUUAGCUUAAGGGCAAGUAAUAAACCUAUCAUUUAUCUUGAAUGUAUCAUAGAUAAGCUGCUAUAUAUAACGAAUGCCACUUCGGAUAGCUGUGAAGUUAGCUUCAUAUCUAGUUCUUGCGUAGUCGCCUUAUUUGAGUCUAAGUAUAUGAAAGUGUAGUGGGUUUUUUAUUUCUUUUUAUUUCUCUGUUUGAUGUGUCAUUGUAACUACUGUAAUGUAAAUUAUGGAACUUAAUUGCAUAUGUUAUUUUUUGGGUGAGUGUUCUAUGCAUCAGUAUUUUAACUCUUUUAAAUUUUGAGCUCAUUACUGCAUAUAUGUGGGUGUAAUAAUGUAAGUUAAUUUUUAAUUUUUAUCAUGUUUUCAUAUUGCUGUUGUGUAAACGUUUAAAAAAAAAAAAACUCUUGCAGGCUUGAUUUAACUUUUUUAAUUGUAUUUUUUGUUUGAAUCUGUAAUGCAGUUUAAAUAGCGGUGACUGGAAUUAUGAAGGUAGAGAACUGAAUUUUGGGAAGAAAUAUUUAGCUUUUACUUUUUGUAAUCCAUUUAACACCACUAUACACAGCACUUGUCUAUCCAAUAAGCUAUCAUUCUUAAUUCUGUUUAAUAGAGUGCAAAAUGGACCUACACGUAAAAUGAUUGCUGGUCGCUUAUGCACAAUUUGGUGUUAACAAAAGCAGUGUUUUAUUUAAUGAAUGUUUCAACUAAAAUGUGCCUAUACUAAGAUUUUAUAAAGAUAUAUAAACUUAAAAAAACAAAACAGUAUUAAAAUAAAAAAAAUUAAAAAAAUUGUGGGGGAAAAACCAGCAUUACUUUUUUGAUCUCUGGAAAUCAGUUUUCCACAUAUGUCAUUGUUUUAUUAAUCCACGCUAUGCAUUAUUGUAUUGUCGGAUCCUAUCAGUGUACAUAUCGCUGUAUACAAGUUUUUUUUUUUUAAACUCCUCCUUUAUUUUGGUAACCAAACUGAUCUCAAAUUCAAGGUUUGAGAAAUCCCAUGAACUUGGAGAAACCUUUCUUUUAACAUUUUAUAUCUGGUUCCUAUUUUAUUGUUAAAAUUAUUUUAUACAUCUAUAUAGAAACACUGUGGACUGGUUUCUCAGUAUUCUUGUGGGCUCCUCAAUUUGUAAUAUAUUUGUCAACCCCUGCUUUAAUACACAGACACCGUAAUGUGGCAUAACAUGCUUGCCUUGUCAUCAGAGGCCACCUGUAUUAACAGUGCAUUCAAAAAUAGGCACUUCUAACCCACUUUUAGAUAGACUUGUGUCUGUUUCAGGUUCGAAUGUAUUAAACAUCAGUAUAUUUCAAAUACAUAUAGAAAGGAGCAGCAUGCUGUGAAUUACUUCUGUGCUCGAGCAUUUUGGGAAGAGCUAGAUGCACAUUUCUGAAUGUGGUCUAGUUUAGGAGCACUGUAAUUUUUACGAAAAGUAUUGCAAAAAAUAUUUUCCUUGUUAGUUUCUAAACCCAUUUAGUUCUAGCCACAGUUACUCAGUUUUUGGAGUUUACUGGCAAUAAAGGGGUGAGUCCGGAGCCCAUCCAGGAGUGUUUUAAGGCAUGUUUCCAAUCAAGAAAGGAGCAUGAAAGUCCGUUUUGUAAGAGGUCUUGUUUCUUUGUGGGUUUUUUGUUGUUGUUUGUUUUAUAUUCUGUAUGCAUCCCUCUAGUUCAUAGUUUAAAGUGACAGUAAAUCCUAUCAUUUUUGAAACGCUAAGAUUUACCAGUGCAACAGAUAAAGGGGACUUUCAGUCAUGAAGAUUAAAAUACUUCAUGCUGAAAGAUCCUUUGUCUGCAGCGUUCGCCGUGCUUCGCACCUCAGGGCAGCCCACGGCAGAACGCUAUUUUGACACUGAUGUGAUUUUAGCCAAUAGCGUGCUAGCUUUCCGGCGUAAUGCCAGCUGGCCCGCACGGAUAUUGUCUUAGAGUUGGAAAAGUCACCUCACUGAAAAAUAGCAUUUUCCCCUUUAUUUGUUCCAUUGGUUAAUCCUAGCGUUUAAAAAAAUUCUAGGAUUUACUAUCACUUUAAGGCAGCUGUACCUCUUACUUACCAGCUGUUACUGAUGAACUGGAAACCUUUUUUUUCAGGAGGGUGCUCCAAAGACUAGAAUAUGUGUGAUUUGGAAGAGUCUACUAAAGAAGAAGGGGUGGCUAUUAUUUGUAUAUUUCCUUUAGUUGUAUCUAUUUGGUUACAAACUUCAUUAGAAAAAUCAAAUAUGUAAUACUAUAAAUCUGAAUUGACCAAAACAUUUUUUUCUAUGUGGAUUCAGAUUUAAUUUUUAAAAGCAUAAGACUCUUUGAAUCGUAAAUUAUAUUUUGCACCUACAUCUUUUAGAUCUAAUCAUGCACAAACUGCUUAUAGACUAUAGAUCUCAUUUUAAUCUAUUAGGAUUUGCUGUUUGAAAACGGUUUUCCACACAGAGUGCUUUUGUUGGGGGUUCUUUUACUUUGACAUUCCAAUCCAUUUUUAAGGUCUAUUUUAUGCCUGGGCUAUGUCUUGAACUCCCACAAAAUACUAAGAAGCUCCAAAGUGGCAAUACACUGCUAAACAUUGCGGUUGAUUAGUGGCUCUGCUUAGCACAGUGACCAUGUUCAGCUCCAAACCCUUAGCGCAUUGUAUGUCUAAGUGGGCUUUCACUUUGUUUAACCCCUUUGCAACCUAUAGUGAAACAAUAAAAUGUUUUAAUGCUUUGCAGCCUUAUGUCCCUUUAAGACGCCCAAGUUAUAUCUUCUAUUUAGCCUAACAUCUGAUUUGCUUAGCAAAAUAAAAUCAGCCAAUGUAAUUCAAUAAUUGAUGAUUGCUAGGCAUGUGCAUUUGGCUGUUUCAUUAUAAAACAAAUGCCGAGGAAGACAGCCGCCAGCGGCAUUUGGCUCUUUUUGAUUUCUUCUUUUGUAAAUUCGAAACACUAAAAUCUGGAUUUGCAGUUGUUUCAUAAUGAAACAGCCGAAUGCACGUGUCUGGUGAUUAUCUAAUGGUAUUGAACACAGCUGUUUCACUUAAAGGGACACUGUACCCAAAAUUUUUCUUUCGUGAUUCAGAUUGAGCAUGAAAUUUUAAGCAACUUUCUAAUUUACUCCUAUUAUCAAAUUUUCUUCAUUCUCUUGGUAUCUUUAUUUGAAAUGCAAGAAUGUAAGUUUAGAUGCCGGCCCAUUUUUGGUGAACAACCUGGGUUGUCCUUGCUGAUUGGUGGAUAAAUUCAUCCACCAAUAAAAAAGUGCUGUCCAGAGUAUUGAAACCAAAAAAAAGCUUAGAUGCCUUCUUUUUCAAAUAAAGAUAGCAAGAGAAGGAAGAAAAAUUGAUAAUAGGAGUAAAUUAGAAAAUUGCUUAAAAUUGCAUGCUCUUUCUGAAUUACAAAAGAAAAAAUUUGGGUUCAGUGUCCCUUUAAUUGAUAUUAAUUUUGAUGUCUAUUCAAUAUUUUCAUAUAAUAUUGCAUAAUUUUACAAUUAAAGGGACACUAAACCCAAAUUAGUUUCAUUAAUGAUUCAGAUAGAGCAUGACAUUUUAAGCAAAUUUCUACUUUACUCCUAUUAUCAAUUUGUCUUUGUUCUUUUCCUAUCUUUAUUUAAACAGGAAUGUAAAGCUUAAGGGCCGGCCCAUUUUUGGUUAAGAAACCUAGUUUAUGCUUACUUAUUGGUUUGCUAAAUGUAGCCACCAAUAAGCAAGCAAUAUUCAGGGUUCUAAACCUACAUUGGGCUGGCUCCUAAGCUUUAAAUUCCUUCUUUUAAAAUAAAGAUUGCAAGAGAACAAUAAAAAAUUGGUAAUAGGAGUAAAUUAGAAAGUUGCGUAAAAUUGCUGCUUUAUCUGAAUUAUGAAAGAAAAAAAUUGGGUUUAGUGUCCCUUUAACAUUUUUAAACAUACAUAUAAGUAACUGCAAUUAAUGUUUUUAUAAUUAUAAUUCAGUUCACAAAUUUCAUAGUUUUCAAAUUUGGUCUGUGCCAUAUUUUUAACUUAUUACACCAGGAGGCUAUGGUGUUUUUUUUGUUUUUUUAGAUCACUGAUUUUACUGAUCACCUGGCUAAAAUUUAAAGUGCCAAAAAUAUUUUGAGAUCUGUGCAUAUUCUAAAAAGGCUAAUUAAGAAAAAAUAGUUUGCAUAAAAAAAAUGUUUAAAAAUUGCUGGCAAGUCUUUUAAAAUAAUUUUCAAAAGUAAGCAAAAUGACUUGCAUAGCUGUCUGUUUUCUGGAGUAGACAGAUCCACCCCCCACAUCAUAAACACAGGCAUUGUAUUCAUCAGCUUAUUUGCUUCUAUGCAUGCUCCAGCAGAUAAUGACUGUUAGUCUUGCAUUCUACCAUAUUAAUUGUAAAUAUAUAUGCAGCCAUAAAAGGAAUUGUGUAGGGGGGAGUUAGAGCUGUACAAUUCGGACACUUAAAAGAAAGGGUUAAUGGCGAGGAACUGCAGUAUAAAUUCCCCCCCCCCCAUUUGUUGCACAGAGUAUCAUUAAUGGGACAGUCAACACCAAUAUUUUUGUUGUUUAAAAAGAUAGAUAAUCCCUAAAUUACUCAUUCCCCAGUUUUACAUAACCAAUACGGUUAUAAUAAUACACUUUUUACCUCUGUGAUUACCUUGUAUCUAAGCCUCUGCAAACUGCCCCCUUAUUUCAGUUCUUUUGACAGACAUGCAUUUUAGCCAAUCAGUGCUUACUCCUUGGUAACUUCAUGUGAAUAAGCUCAAUGUUAUCUAUAUGACAAACAUGAACUAACGCCCUCUAGUGGUGAAAAACUGUAAAAAUGCACUCAUAUAAGAGGUGGCCUUCAAGGUCUAAGAUAUUAGAGCCUACCUAGGUUUAGCUUUCAACUAAGAAUACCAAGAGAACAAAGCAAAAUUGUUGCUAAAAGUAAAUUGGAAAGUUGUUUAAAAUGACAUGCCCUAUUUGAAUCAUGAAAGUUUAUUUUGGACUUGAUUGUCCUUUCAACUCAAUUUAUGUUAAAUUAUGCAUUUGCUUUGGAUAACUAAAGUGGCAUUUAUAAUUAUUAGAAUGCUAGAAUAUUGCCCCGUGGAGAACACUGAAAAUGUAACCUGGACAGGUGUGAAAACAAACGUUAAAGGUGUUUAAAGCUAAAAUAUCCCGCUUGGUACAGGUCAAAAAGUUUUUCAGAAGGUAAAUUUGCUUAAUUAAAUAAAUCCAAAAUUCAUCCAUAUUUAAUAGUGUUUUGUGAUGAAUUAGAACACUGCUUUGUUGUGAGGGGUGUUUUUUUGCUUUACAGAUAAAAAAUAAAGCCAUGCAAACCCUGA
Bombina bombina (fire-bellied toad) is the source of this 10644-nucleotide messenger RNA. RefSeq names its product homeodomain interacting protein kinase 3 (gene HIPK3). NCBI's taxonomy places the organism in Eukaryota, Metazoa, Chordata, Amphibia, Anura, Bombinatoridae. The coding region runs from base 262 to 3843 and encodes 1193 amino acids. Gene Ontology annotation, biological process: peptidyl-threonine phosphorylation; peptidyl-serine phosphorylation. The record is from RefSeq and is a predicted model, not a curated record. Gene Ontology annotation, molecular function: protein serine/threonine kinase activity; protein tyrosine kinase activity; ATP binding. The transcript has 16 exons. Gene Ontology annotation, cellular component: cytoplasm; PML body; nucleus.